CCAUUGAGCAACCCCAAUGCAGCGCCGCGCAGCGCCUGUGUAUAGACUCUGAGCCCCCGGCGCCAUUGCGCUCGCGUCGCAUUUCCAGCUGGACAGCUACCAGCAUCCGCGACUCAGUCUCGCGCACCUCUGAUUCUGCGGAAUCGCGGCCCUGCCCAAAAGCAACUACUCCACCCACACCGCGCUCCGAGGCCAGGGUUUGCUUCUCCCACCAUGGGACGCUCCCGCGGCCACUUCUCUUUUCCCAUCCCCGGGCGCCGGUCGCAGAAGAAGCAAGACAGCGCCGCCGCCGGUCCCAGCGCACCGCAUUCUUCCUCCGCCCAGCCAUGGCCCUCCCACCUCGACGAGCCCGCCAGUAAAGCACACCGCGUGCUGGGCACCUCUGAAGCGCCAGUCUUCCGCACACAGUCCCGCCAGACCAACACCAUGCCGUCCAGUCCAGCGUGCAGGAACAUCACCGUCUCGUCUCAGCCCGGCCACAGCAACGAGUAUGUCUGCAGGAAGUCGGCCGCUGCGACCGAAUCCACCAGGCGGCCCGCCAUGUCGAUCCGCCCGCCGCCAGACAUGCUGGGGGCCACCACCGGCGACAGCUCGCGGCGGGGCUCAGACAACAGCACCGCCAGCUACCGGCUCCAUCCCCAGACGUCCAGCUCCACCAUGCGCUCGCAUUAUGACGCAAAGAGCUCGCCGCUCUCCAUCUCUCAGCAAACAUCAAAUUCCGCAGUCCGCGACAUGGCAUUGAGGCGGGGGAAGCCGCAGAUAGUCACAGAGCGUCAUGCCCAUACCUUCAACGGCUACGAUGCUAGUCCGUUGUCGCCAAUGUUGGACUCCGAAAGACGCAAGAGCAAGCCUGCACGGUUAGACCUCUCGAAACUAUUCCCCAAACCAAAUGCUGGAGGCGGCCAGAAAUACUCGAACGCACUUCUCUCACCGAACAAGAUGGUGAACUCACCAGCUGCCAUGUCAAUGAACUCGGAAUACUUCGCACAGCCCAUGACCAGAGAACCUACGCCGGCGCCAAAGGGACACGCAAAGCUGACCAAGCAUGCUACUCGCCGACACGCAGAGCAUGCUCCACCGGUGCCGAAAUCUCCAAAGCGACUCUUCAAGCGUGACGAGUACGACAACGCAAAAGUCCACGUUCGCAGACCACCAAAGGGAGUCCAACAUUGGUUUGAUGCGCUGGACGAAGAUAGUGACGAAGCACUGGACUCGCCGAAACAGCAAGUGCAUGCUCCACAGGCACGGCGUACGAGCAACACACCCAAGAUUCCACUCCGCAACACCUCACUUGACGGCCUUUACCAGAGCACCGCACCCUCACAUCCUGCACCACGAGCACAGAAAUCGGUCCCGGGUUUCAGCAGCGAUUCUUUCUCCCACGAAGACAUGAUCGAUGUCCAUGGACUGACCUCACCAAGUCAAUUCUCCCUGCCAAACUCGACCAAGACAAAAGAGUCAUCACUCUCGAAGCACAACCUUCAAGACUCGAGUUGUCUGUCUUUCUCCUCAUCUGAGGAUGAGUAUGACGAAGAACGACGCGCGCUUCGUAACUUUACAGUUCGCAAGAGCAUCAACAUGGAUGACGAUGCUGACGAUAUUGUGUUUGGUCAGGCCCAGGCUUAUGAAGUGCGACCCACCCGCGACCUCGAUCGAAAGAUGAGCAUAACAUCGACGUCGACAAGUGCUGCCACAAUUGACAUCAUGUACACACCCGAACCAGUCUCAACGCAUACCUUCUCGAGAAUUUCCAACUACAGCGCCAGUCGACGUUCAAGCCACUUGCGGCAACCUUCUGUCAUCCUCGAAGACGAGGACGACCGUCCAAGGACCGCCACACACGCGCCAACCUCUUCAUCAGCAUACAGUGUACGCAGCACACGUACCUCGGCAAGUGAGCCUCAUCCACAAUCAGCUGCGGCAGAUCGAAAGAUGAUGGCAGUUACACCCGAGGAGGAGGCUCUCCUGGAGUUGAUGCGCAAGAAGCGUGCUUCGAUGGCGAAGCAGAGCUCGAUAAGUUUGAGCAAUGCCUACAUUGAGCAGGAAGGCCAGCGACAGAGAGCUCUCGAAGCGCUGCAGAAAUCCGGUCGCACACCAGCGUUCUUGGCGAACGAGAUGCCAGCAGCCAGCCCUGUGAAGCUUGUGGAGAUGAAGUCAAAGCGAAAGUCGGUGGCUGCAUCCUCGACCUCAUCUACACAUCUGACACCGCCACCUCGAGGUAGAUCCUCACAAACCUCCCAUGACGCGAACAACAUCGACACUCUCCGCGACAGCUCAGUCAGUGACGGUGAAGGCUUUGGCUUCCCUAUUACUCGAGGCUCGCUACCUCACCACAUUCCUACGCCUGGCGCCUUCUCCCCGUUAUACCCGUUCCCUCCAAUCUCGCCUUCCCACGCAGCAAGUGUCGCUUCCCCAACCACCAUCGAUCACGUCUCGCCUCUGCCUUCGCCAGUCACCCCCGGUCCUCGCGUCGGCGCCCACGAUACCGUGAAGAUUGCCAGCAGCGACACUAGUGCGGACAUUGAGGAUGUCGCCCUUCUCGACGCUGAUGUUCCCGUCCACAUCAUCAAGGCCGCCAAGUCGCUUGAGACCAUCGGGUCGAAUCAUCAGCGUCGUCAUACUUCAACAUCUGGCGCGAGUAUGAGCUUCCCCGUACCACCGUCUUUUGGUGCAAAGGACCUCGCUCCUGUCACCGAAGCAAGUAUUUUGUCACGGGCACCGAGCAUCAUUGAACCUUCCAUGCCCGCUGUACCAGAGCGUAGCUCCAAACGCAAGAGUGUACUCGCUCUUGCAAUGGAGCAGCGCAGCAGGCAAAGCAGUGUUGGAAGCAAUACAUCUUCGCGCUCACAUGCAUCCAGCAUGAACGCGCCGAGCAUAUUGACCGGGCGCGAACGCUCCAGACAUGCUAGUCGCGGCAGCAGUGUCGCUAGCAUGACCAGGAGUAAGGCGAGGAACAGUGUAAGCGAUGACGUGCUCGCUGCCUGGGGCAGUCUAGGAGGCACAUACUGAUUACGGGACGAACGUAUCAACGCGCACGCUCUCAUAAUCUCGGGCAGCCAUCUACCAUUUCCCGCUACUCCUUGUUUUCUUCGAUUCAGCUGUUCGAUAUCCUCGUUCACGCAUUAUAUUAUUUUUUUCAGUCUCUUAGCCUCUCUAGAUGUCCGUUCUGUAAGUCGCAGUGCGCGCAACGAGUUUCGUUCUGUCUUCUCUAGUGUUGUUAUCUACUGCCAUCUACGAACUCAUAGUCAUGUUGUCCAC
Messenger RNA from Didymella exigua CBS 183.55, 3258 nucleotides. RefSeq lists its product as uncharacterized. The record is from RefSeq and is a predicted model, not a curated record. The transcript has a single exon. Bases 214 to 3009 code for a protein of 931 amino acids. Lineage: Eukaryota; Fungi; Ascomycota; Dothideomycetes; Pleosporales; Didymellaceae.